AUGGCCGGUUUACUCGCACUCGGAGCGUUGGUUGCUCUCCCUCUGGCAUCUGCUCAGUCGGCUGGUACCCCAGAUGCUCAUCCUCAACUGGUGACUUACAAAUGUACCACCAGUGGUGGCUGCCAGGCGCAGAACACCUCUGUGGUCCUCGAUUUCAACUCCCACUGGAUCCACCAAACAAACGACAGCAGCGCUUCCUGCCUCAGCAAUGGCAGCCUUGACAGCAGUCUCUGCCCAGACACUGAAACCUGCACCAAGAACUGCGUUGUUGAUGGGACCACAAACUAUACAGCCACCGGUGUCUCGACAUCGGGCAGCUCCCUCACCAUGAACCAAUUCACCGCUGGUAGUGACGGCGACCUCGAAGUGACAUCCUCGCGGUUGUAUCUCUUCGACGGCGCGAGUAACAGUUAUGUCCAAUUCCAGAUGCUCAACCAAGAGCUCUCUUUCGACGUUGAUGUGUCUACUCUAGUAUGCGGUAUGAAUGGUGCCCUCUAUUUCUCCGAGAUGGAAUCUUCCGGUGGCCAAAGCUCAGAGAGCCCUGCCGGUGCUGCAUUUGGAGCUGGAUACUGUGAUGCCCAGUGCCCCAAACUUGACUGGCUCAACGGCACUGUCAACACCAACGAUCUCGGCGCUUGCUGUAGUGAGAUGGAUCUCUGGGAAGCCAAUGCCUACGCUACCCAGCUGACUCCGCAUCCAUGCACCGAACCUGGUCUCUACGCCUGCUCCGGCGACGAGUGCGGCUCAUCGGGGGUUUGCGAGGAAGCCGGAUGCGGAUUCAACCCAUACGCUAUGGGAGAUCAGGAUUUCUACAAACCUGGCGGCACCGUCGACACCAACCACCCAUUCACGGUCGUGACGCAGUUCCUCACCAACGACAACACGACCAGCGGCUCGCUUUCUGAGAUUCGCCGGCUGUACGUCCAGAACGGAACAGUUAUUCAGAAUGCUGUUGCGACUGUAUCGUCUGUUGCCGGAAACAAUUCGAUUAACGGCGACUAUUGCUCUGCGACGGACUCGGCUUAUUCGACCUGGGGCGGACUACCGACUUCGGGUGAGGCUCUUGAGCGUGGUAUGACGUUGGUGUUUAGUAUUUGGGAUGAUAGUAGUGCCUUUAUGAACUGGCUCGAUAGUGGAAGUGCAGGGCCAUGCGACAGCACAGAGGGAGACCCGUCGACAAUCCAAGCCAACGCCCCUAACACCUCGGUGACCUUUUCGAACAUCAAGUGGGGAGAUAUCGGGUCGACCUACGGCUCGGGUUCUACUUCGAAACUGGCAUCCAGACAUGCGCACAACCAUAUUAGGAAAUCGUGGCAUUAG
Messenger RNA from Talaromyces rugulosus, 1320 nucleotides. RefSeq lists its product as uncharacterized. Gene Ontology annotation, biological process: carbohydrate metabolic process. Bases 1 to 1320 code for a protein of 439 amino acids. The transcript has a single exon. Gene Ontology annotation, molecular function: hydrolase activity, hydrolyzing O-glycosyl compounds. The record is from RefSeq and is a predicted model, not a curated record. NCBI's taxonomy places the organism in Eukaryota, Fungi, Ascomycota, Eurotiomycetes, Eurotiales, Trichocomaceae.